This is a messenger RNA of Panicum virgatum (switchgrass), 830 nucleotides long. RefSeq lists its product as uncharacterized. NCBI's taxonomy places the organism in Eukaryota, Viridiplantae, Streptophyta, Magnoliopsida, Poales, Poaceae. The record is from RefSeq and is a predicted model, not a curated record. The transcript has 2 exons. The coding region runs from base 171 to 569 and encodes 132 amino acids.
CAAAAGUCCAAACGAUCCCCAAAUCCCCAAAUCAACGUCACGAUCCCAAGAGCGCACGCUUCUCCUCGCCGUCGACCUCGCCUCGCCUCGCCCCGCCUCCGCGGCUCCCCUCCCCGAUCCCGCGACCGCACCGAGCCCGACCGGGCCCCCUCUCGCGCCGGGCGAAGAAGAUGCACCUGUGGCCGUCUCUCCGGAUCCGGGACUCGUUCAAGCACGGCUACCUGCAGAAGCUGGAGCUCAACCUCGGCCACAUGAAGCGCGCGCAGCGGCAGGGCCAGGGGCAGCAGGGUGGGGGCCAGGAAGACCAGGCCAGCGACGGGAAGGCGCCGCUGCUCCAGGACCGCUCGCCGUCGGGGUCGGGGUCCGUUCUGGCCGGCGCGCUCGAGCUCGCCUGGGACGCCGUCUUGCUCUUCAGACUUCACUUGCUGCUGCUGCUGCUGCUGCUUCUGCUGUGGAGAGAAGGUGAUUUUAGUGAAGAGAAGGUGGCCGCUUUGAAAGAAACCAAAAUAUGCACAGUGUUGGAAUCGGCCAAUGGAGUCCGUCCGAUGGACCAGAGGAAUAUGCCGUGAAGAUGCUGAUUUGUCCGUUCUGGUGUCCGGCCGAUGGAUAGUUGUCGAUGAAGUCAAGGAAGGAGGAGAGGAUCCGGACUCUACGAGAAUCUUGAUGAUUCGGUUGUAAUAUUUAAAAUAGUUUAUCUUUAGAUAGUCUUUUCUUUUAAGUCAAGUAAUAUUCGCCGUAAUCGGCUAGGACUUGAUAGCGCUAGGCUAUAUAUAUCAGUUGUAAGAGACCGGCAAAACUUGAUACACAUCCAAUACAACAAACUUUACAAU